Molecule: messenger RNA, 2426 nt
Organism: Physella acuta
Lineage: Eukaryota; Metazoa; Mollusca; Gastropoda; Physidae
Product: neutral amino acid transporter A
Biological process (GO): L-glutamate transmembrane transport
Cellular component (GO): plasma membrane
Molecular function (GO): L-glutamate transmembrane transporter activity; neutral L-amino acid transmembrane transporter activity; glutamate:sodium symporter activity
Source: RefSeq, a predicted model, not a curated record
AAACAAAUUACGAUUAACUGAAACUAUAUUACAAAAUCGCAUCGCUCUGUGAAACACUAGUUGUAAACAUUGUCUGGAUUACCGCCCCUGAGCUGGUCUGAAACAAAAUGAGAACCGAUGAAUUAUGGGAAAUGGAAGUGACGACACCGCUCAACAUGACCGCCCAGGGGGAGCCAGACAAGGAGAGAGGCGACGCCAACAACAGCAACACCACGGAGCCCGACAUCAAGACGGUCAGCUUCAAGAAGAAGGUGGCCAUAGUCCUCAGGCAGAAUGCCCUCAUACUGGCCACGAUGGGGGGCAUUGUGCUGGGCAUCAGCCUAGGGAUGGGUCUUCGUGAGCUGGACAUGUCCGAUCAGGCCCUAAUGUGGCUAGGUCUACCUGGAGAACUCUUCCUGCGGUGUCUGAAGGCCACUGUGGUGCCAUUGGUCGUCUGCAUGGUGAUCACAUGUACAGCCACACUUGAUCCCAAGAGUAACGGCAAGAUCGCCGUUGUGGCGACUUUGGGAUUUUUUUUAACACAAGUUUUGGGGACCCUGAUCGCUGUUGUUAUGUUCUACAUUUUUAAACCAGACCCUGGCAAGUUGUCGGAUGGAAAUGAAAGUUUUGACACCAACCUCAACACACAAGACGUCAUCGCCGACCUCCUAAGAAAUAUUUUCCCUGAUAAUGUAGUUGGUGCAGCAAUAUCACAGUCAGUCUCGGUCUACACGAGAAAAGAAGCUCAGCAGCUGGUCAGCAACGGCACGAGCAACUCCACCGUUACCAUGGUAACCAUGGAGAGAUCCAUCGGGAAGUCGGACGGGAUGAACAUCUUAGGGCUGAUUACUGUGUGUGCUGCUAUAGGUAUUGCUGCUAAUAAAAUACUCAGCAUGGAAAGUGAAUUUCUUCGCUUCUUCAAACAGUUUCAGGAUGUAAUUUUUGUCAUCAUACACUGGCUCUUCUGGACAACACCGAUCGGGGUGAUGAGUCUGAUAGCCCAGGCCAUCGCCAGUGUGGACGACAUUGGGGCCGUGUUCCGCAGUCUGGGUCUGCUGGUUGGCGCGGUGGUCGCCGGACUUGCCAUCCACCUCUUCAUCAUCCUACCCGGCAUCCUCUUCAUACUGACCAGGAAGAACCCGUAUGUGUUGAUCCUUCGUUGUGUUCGUCCGUUCUUCAUAGCCUUCGCCGCCACUGCAACAUCUGUAGCCAUGCCUGACAUGAUGACGUCAGCUGACCGGAGUGGAAUCAACCACAAGGUCAGCUCCUUCGUCAUCCCGUUGUCGGUGACGCUCCACGCCGACGGCAGCGCCCUCUACAUCGCCUCCAGCGUCUUGUUUCUGGCCCAGUCCUCGGGUCUCGGCGUGGAAGUGGGGGACGUCGUCAUCACCUGCAUCCUGACUUCAGUGUUGUCCCUAGCUAUCCCGCCUGUUCCCAGUUCGUCCAUCGUCACACUGGUCAUUGUGUUGACAUCUUUGAACUACCCGCUCCAAGGGGUGGCACUCUUGUUUGCUGUUGAGUGGAUUCUUGACAGAUGCAGAUCAGGUGUGAAUGCAGUGAGCCACGUCAUGGUAGCAGCCUACACCAACGCCAUUUGUUCCGUGGAGAAAAAAACAGAAUAUUGCCAGGAAGUUGUCGUCACAUCGGGCCAAACUGAGAAAACUGAAGCCAAAGAAAAUGGGGAGCUUGUCGAGAAAUUAUAGCAACAUGACUGUGUGUCUCAAGGUUAUUUUCAGAUAGUGUAAAAUAGAAAAUAUUCUUCUGUUUGGUCAUAGAAUAUGGGAUAUGUAGUUAUUAUAACAUUUACAAUUUAUGUUAUUAUAAAAAUGGCAUGAAUAUAAGUUAAUUUAUUACUGUAAAGUAUAUAUUUUUGGGUGUGCCUUAAAUUAUGUAUGUUGUGAAUAUUUUUAUGUAAAGAUGAGUAGAGGAGCUGCAAUGUGCCUUGCAAAAUGAUCAUUGUCAUAUGAAGAUACUAUGUACUGUACUAAACUAAAUUAUGGCCACAACUAAAAGACUACUUUUUCUAUAAUUUUCACACACAUCAAAUAAUGCUAUGUAACAUUUCCAUAGACCACAAUCCAUCAAAUUGUAUAGAAUGUCUUAAACUAAUUAAACUCUCUACCCAGAGGCGUAGCGACCCUUCCCGUCGCCCGUGGAUAAACUUUUCGAUUUGCACCCCCCCCCCUUAAGGUUUUGAUUUGCACCCACACCCCCUCAAAUUUUCAAUUUGCACCCUCCUCAACCUUUCAAUUUAUUUUUCCAACCCAUUUUGGCACCCCUUAAGGUCGGCGCCUGGGGACAUAUGUCCGCCCCCCCCCCUCGCUACGCUACUGUCUCUACUGUUGUUUGGCAAACAUCAAAACUUUUGAGAGAAGAUGCUACAGGCAAGGCUGCACUCAGGUGAAGCUAGUGCCCAAUUCUUUUUACCCUCAAAGUAACAAACAAAA